Molecule: messenger RNA, 2843 nt
Organism: Nicotiana attenuata
Lineage: Eukaryota; Viridiplantae; Streptophyta; Magnoliopsida; Solanales; Solanaceae
Product: bZIP transcription factor TRAB1-like
Exons: 5
Coding region: 1302-2537 (411 amino acids)
Biological process (GO): positive regulation of DNA-templated transcription
Cellular component (GO): nucleus
Molecular function (GO): DNA-binding transcription factor activity
Source: RefSeq, a predicted model, not a curated record
UUAUUUUUCUCUUCAUUUUCCUCACUAUCUUCUUUUGUCUGUUUCUGCUAAGAACACACUUAAUAAAGAUCACAAGCGUUUUCUUCAUUAUUUCUGAUUUUAAUUAAUUUCUUAAACUAGAAUGUUUUUAUAGUAAUUGGAUGUUCUUAUCUCUUUUACUGGGCAUCUCCUGAAGUUCCUUUGUUUUUUGGGUUUUAAAUGAGCUUGCUUUUUCACAUAUUAAUAAAGUUCAAAACUAUUUCUAGAUUAUUUUCUGAUUUUGAUCAGCUUUUUAAACUAGAAUGUAAUUGGGUAUUCUUGAGAAAAGUUAGCUCAUUUUUGGAUUUAAAUGAGCUUGCUUUUUCACAUAUUCUAUUGUUUGUUUUCCUAAGAAUUACCUAAUAAAGAUCAAACCUUUUUUCUUGAUCUUGUUUUGAUUUUGAUUUGUUUUUCAGAUUAUAGCUGUGUUGUAGUAAUGGAUAUUCUUUUUUGGUCAUUUCUUGAAAAUUGUUUUAGCUCAUUUUUGGAUUUUUUACAUCUUCUUUUGUCUUUUUUCGCUAAUAUUCUUUUGUCUGAUACUGCUAACAGCAAUCCUAAUAAUAUUCAAGCCUUUUUUACUUUUGAGAAAAGUAACAAUAAAGAUAAAAACUUUUGCUCAAUUAUCCUUUGGGUUUGAUUUGUUUUUGAAGUCUAGAAUAAUGUAUUAGUAGUAGUUAGUGUUAUUUAUUUAACUGAUUGAAUUUUUCUUUCUGGAUUCAAAAUGAGCUUGCAGAAGACUAAUAAAUCAAAAUUCUUGGUUGUGAUGAUAUAUAUAUGCUGUUUGUUUUAAUUAUGGAGUGUUUUUCAUUUAUAGCUGAUAUUGGAUGAAUGAAUUUCAGAUUGAAGUUGAUUCUUUUAUCAACUUUUGAUCUUGAACCAUGAUCUGUACAUAUAGCUCUAUUUUCUUUACUACUACUUUUCAGUUUUUCAAAGCUAUAGUGAAGUAAGAUCUUAAAGUUUGCAUCUUUCUUUGUUGUACUUCAAUUUGACAAUGAAAUUUGUAUGUGAAUUUGGAUUUCUAAUCCUCUAUAUAAAGCAUUUAUAAUGAAACAUAAGUCUUGAAAUUUUAGUUUUCUUAUUAUCUUGUUGUUGUUGUUACUGCUUGUUGCAAUUGCUUUAUUUUCAUCUUUCCUUGUUUCGAUGUUUCUAUCCGAAACAACCUUUCUACCCUCAAGGUAGGGGUAUGGUCUCCGCACACACUACCCUCCCCGGACCUCACGUGUGGGCUUAUACGGGUUUUUUUUUUGUUGUUGUUAUUUCAAUCUCUCUUGAGUUCUGGAAUAAUGGGAUCUUACAUGAACUUCAAGAACUUUGCUGACACGCCGCAGACAGAGAGCAACGGUGGGAUGUCAAUGGGAAGUGGUAAUUUUCCUUUGGUGAGACAAUCUUCCGUAUACUCGUUAACUUUUGAUGAGCUCCAGAGUACUUGCGGACUUGGAAAAGAUCUCGGAUCAAUGAAUCUGGAGGACUUAUUGAAGAAUAUUUGGACAGCUGAAGAAUCUAAUGUUGUAGCAUCUGCUGCUGGCGUUGGAAAUGCGAAUACGGCUGGAGGGAAUUUGCAAAGACAAGGUUCUUUGACAUUGCCUCGGACGCUUAGUCAGAAAACUGUAGAUGAAGUAUGGAGAGAUUUUCAGAAAGAAACAACAGUUAGUUCUAAAGAUGGAAGUGGUACGGAAUGGCCAAAUCUUGGACAGAGGCAAUCUACAUUGGGUGAAAUGACAUUGGAGGAGUUUUUGGUUAGAGCAGGAGUGGUUCGAGAAGAUAUGCAACCAACUGGAAGCUCGACUGAUGUUAGGUUUACCGGUGCUUUAAGUCAACCUAGUACUAACAACAAUGGUCUGAAUAUAGCUUUUCAGCAACCUACUCAAAAUCCUGGACUGUUCAGCAAUCAAUUUGAAGAGAAAAACAUGUUGAACGUGGUUAGUGCCACAUCUUCACAACAAAAACCGAGUGUGGCCUUUGCAUCUCCUAUGCAAUUAGGGAACAAUGGCCAACUGGCUAACACGGGUGCUAGGACACCCGCCGUGAGCAUGUCGAGUCCUUCCGUAAGUACUAGUACUAUUGUUCAAGGCAGUGUUAUGCAGGGUGGAUUUAAAGGCUUGGUCGGAUUGUGUAAUGGAGUUACACCAGCAAAACGAGGAUCGCCUGGAAAUCAACAGUCACCGGACAUGAUUGCUAAGAAGGAACUCGACAGAUCGUCUCUUUCACCUUCACCUUAUGCAUUUAGUGAAGGUGGAAAAGGAAGGAGAUCAUGCAACUCUUUGGAAAAAGUUGUGGAAAGAAGACGUAAGAGGAUGAUUAAGAACAGAGAAUCCGCAGCUAGAUCAAGGGCUCGGAAGCAGGCAUACACUCUAGAGUUGGAAGCUGAGGUGGAGAAGCUUAAAGAAAUUAACGAAGAGUUGCAGAGGAAACAGGCUGAAUUUAUCGAGAUGCAGAAAGAUCAGUUAAUAGAAAAAAUGAAAAUGUCAUGGGGAAAUAAGUUAAGAUGCUUGAGAAGGACUCUGACAGGACCUUGGUAGACUCCAGCGGUGCCAAAUCCAGGAUAAAACAUCAGAGAACAGUUAGAACUGCGCAAGGAGUUGUAAUAUGUGAUAUUAUGAUCUGAUUCAGAUCGUAUUUCAUCGUAUUGUUGAUAGCUAUAUGUAUACAAGUGAGUCUGGCUUGUCGUGCUGUAUGUAUUAUUAUGUAAAUGAGCUUCGCGCAUAAAGUUAAUUUCUGCUGUGUCUGCGUUUUGGUUGAAUUACAUUAGUUGCAAGGGGCAAAAGAGAAUGUAAUAGAGUACCACAGAUAUAAUUUUAUCCAUGGUCAUUGAACUUUUGUGUUCA